Glycine soja is the source of this 1725-nucleotide messenger RNA. RefSeq names its product actin-97-like. The record is from RefSeq and is a predicted model, not a curated record. Lineage: Eukaryota; Viridiplantae; Streptophyta; Magnoliopsida; Fabales; Fabaceae. Gene Ontology annotation, cellular component: cytoplasm. The transcript is spliced from 6 exons. The coding region runs from base 377 to 1510 and encodes 377 amino acids.
UUUAUCUUCUUCCGAAAUUAACUUUAUCCAUUAUUUGCUUCCGUAAAUUCCUCUCUAUUUGGUAUGCAUAGAGAGAGAGAGAAAGAGAGAGAGAGAGAGAAUGAAUGGGUAAUAUAAAUGUAGUAGCUCUGUUCCGUCAAUUUCUCUUUCUCUCUCUAAAAUUAAUACAGGGAGCGAGAAUCCAAUGGUCCCGAUUGGGUGUAAUGGUUGUUAUAUUCAUUUGAAUUAAUUUGGUUCAUUUUGUGUCUGACUUUCUUAGAGGAUCACUCUUCUUCCAUCCUUUCCUCUCUCUCUCUCUCCCUCUGCAUUUCCCAAGUUAUUUUGAUUUUUUGCGGAUAGGGCUGGAUUUGUCAAUGCUCAGAGCAGAUAUUAGAAGAUGGCAGACGCUGAGGAUAUUCAACCCCUUGUUUGCGACAAUGGAACUGGAAUGGUGAAGGCAGGAUUUGCAGGAGACGAUGCCCCACGUGCAGUGUUUCCUAGCAUUGUUGGUCGUCCUCGUCACACUGGUGUGAUGGUUGGUAUGGGCCAGAAAGAUGCAUAUGUUGGUGAUGAGGCACAAUCUAAACGUGGUAUUCUGACUCUCAAGUAUCCCAUUGAGCAUGGUAUUGUUAGCAACUGGGAUGAUAUGGAAAAGAUUUGGCAUCAUACCUUCUAUAAUGAGCUUCGUGUGGCCCCAGAAGAGCAUCCAGUUCUGUUGACAGAGGCUCCUCUUAACCCUAAGGCUAACCGUGAGAAGAUGACCCAAAUUAUGUUUGAGACCUUUAAUGCCCCUGCUAUGUAUGUUGCUAUUCAGGCUGUUCUUUCACUGUAUGCCAGUGGUCGUACAACUGGUAUUGUGUUGGAUUCUGGGGAUGGUGUCAGCCACACAGUCCCUAUCUAUGAGGGUUAUGCCCUCCCACAUGCAAUCCUUCGUCUUGAUUUGGCUGGUCGUGACCUCACAGAUUUCUUGAUGAAGAUUUUGACUGAACGUGGAUAUUCUUUUACCACCUCAGCAGAGCGUGAAAUUGUGAGGGAUAUGAAGGAAAAGCUGGCUUACAUAGCCCUCGACUAUGAGCAAGAGCUAGAGACAUCCAAGACCAGCUCUUCAGUGGAGAAGAGCUAUGAGUUGCCUGAUGGGCAGGUUAUCACUAUUGGCGCUGAGCGUUUCAGGUGUCCGGAGGUCUUGUACCAACCAUCCAUGGUAGGAAUGGAAGCAUCAGGCAUUCAUGAAACGACAUACAACUCCAUAAUGAAAUGUGAUGUUGACAUCAGGAAAGACCUGUACGGUAACAUUGUCCUUUCAGGAGGUACAACCAUGUUCCCUGGCAUCGCUGAUAGAAUGAGCAAGGAAAUAUCUGCUUUAGCCCCAAGCAGCAUGAAGAUCAAGGUGGUAGCACCUCCUGAGAGAAAGUAUAGUGUCUGGAUUGGAGGUUCUAUCUUGGCAUCCCUGAGCACCUUCCAACAGAUGUGGAUUGCGAAGGCAGAGUACGACGAGUCUGGACCAUCAAUUGUUCAUAGAAAGUGCUUCUAAAUUGUUUGAGAAAUAGGGUUAUUGAAGAAAAAGAUAGUUGUUUUAUUCCUCGGGAAGAAAUGCUGCUUGCUUGUAACCCUUUCAUUCUAUUCUAACUUUUGUUACUCAUUCACGUUAUUCUCUGGAGUGGUGAUUUGGAGAAGGCGAGGAGUUUGUUUUGUCAUAACAGUGCAAUUCUUCACUAUUAUUAUAUAUUUUUAUUUUUUUGAGAUUCA